GUUUAUCUUGUUAACUUAACCCCCUGGGCAACAUUUAAAUUAUUCCAUUUAAGUACUCGAAAAAGAAAAUUAAUGUAGUAUAGUAUUUCACAAUUUUAUCAAAAAAUGGAUUUACGUAUCAUAUUAAUCUUCGUAUUUGAAAUUUUAGAUAUUGGUUUCUAUGUAUUUAUUUUUUAUUGUUUUCUAAUUUAAUUAAGAUAAUUCCUUAGGUAUUCAUAAUGUUUCCAAAAUACUAUAAAGAGGAAUGGAGGCCAUUUAAAUAAUAAAAUUGUGGUGAAAUUAAAGAGUCGAAAUUCGAGUAAUAAACCCCUUUGCCCAGCGCCGGAGGGUUUUAGCUCUCUACCCAAAACAAUGGAUCCUCCUCCCCUUCCCCUUCCUUCCGCCACCAUUGCGCGCCAGACAUGGGAGCUCGAGAACAACAUCGUGACGACCGCCGCCGGCGACUCGUCCUCCGCCACUUCGGACGCCAUCUUCUUCUACGACGAGGCGGCGCAGGUCAAGUGCCAGCAGGAGAAGCCCUGGGCGAACGACCCCAACUACUUCAAGCGCGUCAGGAUAUCCGCCCUCGCGCUGCUCAAGAUGGUGGUGCACGCUCGCUCCGGCGGUACCAUUGAGAUCAUGGGACUCAUGCAGGGGAAGACCGACGGCGACACCAUUAUAGUAAUGGACGCUUUUGCCCUCCCUGUCGAGGGCACAGAAACUAGGGUUAAUGCGCAGGCCGAUGCCUAUGAGUACAUGGUCGACUAUUCGCAAACUAACCAACGGGCGGGUCGAUUAGAGAAUGUAGUUGGGUGGUACCACUCCCAUCCUGGUUAUGGCUGCUGGCUUUCUGGUAUAGAUGUUUCCACACAAAUGCUAAACCAGCAAUACCAGGAGCCCUUUCUAGCAGUUGUUAUUGAUCCAACAAGGACUAUUUCUGCUGGAAAAGUGGAGAUUGGUGCUUUUAGAACAUAUCCCGAAGGUUACAAACCUGCAGGUGAGCAAGUCUCUGAGUAUCAGACCAUCCCUUUGAACAAAAUUGAAGACUUUGGUGUGCACUGUAAACAGUAUUAUUCAUUAGACAUCACAUAUUUCAAGUCAUCUCUUGAUUCUCAUCUCUUGGAUCUGUUGUGGAACAAGUAUUGGGUGAACACGCUUUCUUCUUCACCUUUGCUUGUUAAUGCAGACUUUCUUGCUGGUCAGAUAUCAGAUUUAGCUGAGAAAAUUGAGAAAGCUGAAAAUCAAAUGGCUCAUACAGGCUUUGGGAACUUGGUUAUAGCUCCUCAAAGGAAGAAAGAGGAAGCUCAAUUUAACACGGUUACUCGUGAUAGUACAAAGAUAACUGUGGAACAGGUUCAUGGUUUAAUGUCACAGGUCAUCAAGGAUAUUCUAUUCAACUCUGUUCGGCAAUCUAGUCAAUCUCAAACUGACCCAAAUGGUCCUGAAGCAAUGGCUGAAACCUGAGCCAAUGACUCGGUAAAAACCUCUCUAAUUUUCCGACUUCAUGGUCCUUUCCCUCACUGUCCGGUAUGGAAAACCUCCGAGUUAAAAGCAUAAUUGCAACUCGUGAAGGUGGCUCCAGAAACAUCUAUGUUUUUCCCAAAUCAGUAGUAGACUUGUCUAUUCUCGUCUGUAAAUUGCUCGGUCUAAAUUGUUCUUGGAGUAUGAUUUUUUAUUAGUCAUAUAUGACAGUCUUAUGCAA
Salvia miltiorrhiza (redroot sage) is the source of this 1681-nucleotide messenger RNA. Its product is annotated as COP9 signalosome complex subunit 5a-like. The record is from RefSeq and is a predicted model, not a curated record. Gene Ontology annotation, biological process: protein deneddylation. Gene Ontology annotation, molecular function: deNEDDylase activity; protein binding; metallopeptidase activity. NCBI's taxonomy places the organism in Eukaryota, Viridiplantae, Streptophyta, Magnoliopsida, Lamiales, Lamiaceae. Bases 352 to 1443 code for a protein of 363 amino acids. Gene Ontology annotation, cellular component: COP9 signalosome; cytoplasm. The transcript is spliced from 6 exons.